Messenger RNA from Gopherus flavomarginatus (Mexican gopher tortoise), 1354 nucleotides. It is a transcript of the gene SLBP, whose product is annotated as stem-loop binding protein. Gene Ontology annotation, cellular component: histone pre-mRNA 3'end processing complex; cytoplasm. Gene Ontology annotation, molecular function: mRNA binding; histone pre-mRNA stem-loop binding. Gene Ontology annotation, biological process: mRNA 3'-end processing by stem-loop binding and cleavage; mRNA transport. The record is from RefSeq and is a predicted model, not a curated record. The transcript has 8 exons. NCBI's taxonomy places the organism in Eukaryota, Metazoa, Chordata, Testudines, Testudinidae. The coding region runs from base 158 to 994 and encodes 278 amino acids.
GCUUCCCGGUCAGUCUGGGCGGGCGGGAGGCGCGAGCGGAGUGACUUGAGGCGGCUGCGACAGCGACCCGCUGCCCCUCACCGCACAUUCCGGCCGUGGUACCGGCGCUGCUCCCCUCUGCUCCCACCUAGCCGUGGGCUCGAGCCUCCCGCGCGCCAUGUCCUUCCGCCAGAGGAGCCCCCACGGCUGCGGCGGCAGCGAGAGCAGCAGCCCACAACACCCGGCUCGUUGGUCUCAAGGAAGGAAACGUGGAGCAGAUGGGAAAUGCAGAAAACAGAAUGAUUCACAUUCAUCCGUUUUUGAUGAUGAAAACAAGUAUGGACCUUCUGACAACAGGUUGGAUAGUUUUACAACACCAGAAGGUCCUGGGCCCUUUUCAAGAUGUUCAGACUGGGGAUCUGUAGUUGAAGAAGAUGAAAUGAGGACCAAUGUUAAUAAAGAAAUUGCAAGAUACAAAAGAAAGCUCUUGAUAAAUGAAUUUGCAAGAGAAAGGAAGUCCUCUUCUGGAAGUUCUGAUUCAAAGGAAUCCACUGUAACAGUAGAACUUGAGACAGAUGAAGUGGUUCUGAUGAGAAGGCAAAAACAGAUAAAUUAUGGAAAAAACACAAUUGCAUAUGACAGAUACAUUAAAGAAGUUCCAAGGUGUCAUCGAGUACCAGGGGUCCAUCCUAGAACUCCAAAUAAAUUUAAGAAGUAUAGCCGUAGGUCCUGGGACCAGCAGAUCAGACUGUGGAAGGUUGCUUUGCAUUCUUGGGACCCUCCUGCUGAAGAAGGAAGUGACUUACAAGCAAUCACUCCUGUUGAUCUUGGUGAGAUGGAGACAGAAUCCAUAGGAAGUAAUUCUACUGAAUCUCAAGCCAGCUCUCAAGACAAUUAUGAUACCUUUUCUGGCACUCCCACCAAGGUUAGACAUGUUGACUAUCAGGUGGAAGGCGAAUUUGACUUGGAGGCCUGUUUGAACGAGCCACUUAAAGACUUCAGUACCGUGAGCUAAAUGGUGCUCUGUGCAGGCUGUUUUAAGGGAAACAUUCUUUUAAAAAAUCGUGGAAUGUUAGCCUGAUAUUCUCAAACGGGAUGUUGUUCCCUACCUGUCAAUAGUGCAGAAGCUUAAGCAAGUUAAAGGGCUGUUCCCUAAUUUGUGGUCUGUCUACGUAUUUUCUGGACCAAAUUUGUGUAAAGAAUAGAACUUACGUUGAGUAACUUCCUGUUUGACUUCUAAUUUAUGUAUAUCAGAUGGUUUUACAAGACUGCUUUUUAUAAUUAUUCAGAAGAUGGAACUAGUCAUAGAAAAAACAGCCAAAGGUAACACAGCUACCCUCCAACAUAGUUCUGUAAAACUUCAGGUUGUCAUUCA